This is a messenger RNA of Aricia agestis (brown argus), 4171 nucleotides long. RefSeq lists its product as uncharacterized. The transcript is spliced from 22 exons. The record is from RefSeq and is a predicted model, not a curated record. The coding region runs from base 250 to 3717 and encodes 1155 amino acids. Lineage: Eukaryota; Metazoa; Arthropoda; Insecta; Lepidoptera; Lycaenidae.
CGAAUUUCUAGCCAGUUUUUAUAGUCUUUUGUCGCAAAAAUGUACUGUAAUAAAUCAAACACGGCUAUUAUUUAAUGUUAAUUGUAUCAAAUGGACAUUAAAAUUUAUAAAUCUAAGCGUUUCCGCCGGGCAUUGAAGUUCUCGUGAUGUCACGAAUUCAUUGAAUUAAAAUCAAGAGCUCGGCGUUAAGUGAGAUCUCCGCCUACAACGGCUCGUUUAAAUUAUGCGGCUAUUGAGAUUGAUUGUUUGAUGAUGGCAACUAUGUCUGGAGAAACCGAUAGGGCGUCUCGACCGAAUUCCCUGCUGUUGGAGGCUCCCGCACCGGAACGAGAGCCCCUUCGCUUCGAUGUGCAGCUCGUCGGAGCGCCGCCAGAGGUGGAACAGCUCGUCAACAACAUUAAACAAGUGGCUGAAGACUUUCUCUACCACUGGAAAACUUUUCCCAUUGUUCUGCCUGCUUCAAGGUUUACUGGUCCGGGUAACAGACCUUCAGACAUUAUUAUCGCUCCUUCAUGCGAUGAGCUGGAUGCAGCUGCCCUCGAUGCUGGCUGUGAGCCCCACCCACUCACACCUAAACAGCUUCAUAGCAUAAGGGAGAGAGGGGAGUUCGAAGUCCCCUCCCGUCACUUCCCCGGGCAGACCCAUGUGUGGCGGGUAGCUGGGUGGCUUCAGCGGGGACGGACUCGAGCGAGGGAGGAGCUAUACUGCCAUGUGGCGAGGGCAGCGGCGCUUAUAGUGGUCGUGGCUAGGGACAGGCUACUACGAGAUGAGCCCCUGUCCGUCAUAGCUGGGGCCAGAGCGCUACUGGAUGGGCUGUACAGAUUGCUGGAUCUAGCAGUGGGUAUGCCAUCUCUGGAGGCCCGUGACCUUGACAAGAAACUGCGAGAGGAGAGGUCACGUUAUUUGGUCGCUGAGCUCAUCUGUAAGCCGGAGAACCAAGAGGAUGUAGCGGCGCUGGCGGCGUGGGUAACGCGCGCCAUGCGCCGCGCCGCGUCAGAGAAGACGGACGCCCGCGACGCGCCGCGCGCCGUGCCGCGAGUGCCCUACCUGUACACCACGCCGCAGCGGACGCAGGUGGACCUGCGUUUAUACAAGCGCGACAUCUUGCGUCGCGCGGCGCCGGUUCUGCAGCAGAUCCUGGAGCGGGAGUCGCGCGGCUGGUUCCUGCACUUCCGUGAGCGCACCGCCGCACACCUCGCCAGCCAGAAGGUGCCCCGGGAGGAUAUUGAGGAGGAGGUUCGCGGUGCGGCACUGCGCGAGUACGUGUCGCGCGUGUGCGGCGCGGUGGCGGGCAGCGCGGAGCUGGCGGCGCUCGGCGCGCACGUGCCCCCGCUGCUCGCCGAACAGCUGCGCGCCGCCGUCAUCGUCGACAGGGCCGAAGAAAGCGUACGUCGUGCGGUCGCAGCGGGUGCACGGGCCGCAGAAGCGCGCGCGCGGGCCGCACACCCCAUUCUAUCCCGUGCUAGCGCAUGGAGACGCGAGCGUGCGGCGCGCGCGUCGGCGGCGUUGCGUCGCGAUGCACGGUGGGCGGCGCUCGACGACGCGGCACAGCGUCUGCAACACCAUGCGCUGUACCAGCACAGAUAUUUUCUGUUGAGGGAUAUUGCGUUUAUGCGUGACCGCGAACCGCUGCUAAUGAAGGAACUACAAGCGGCCAAAACGCCGACUCGCGAGUUCACAUUCGCGACUCGCAUCUGGUUACCUCGGAAUUGGACGAUUACACGUCACUUCCGCGGCCGCGCGGAGCGUAUACCCACUGUGAUCAGCACCCGAGCCACCAACAUAGUGACGCCGCGCUCGGACCCCUCCCAGCCAGUGUUUCUGGCGGACAGAGAGAAGAUGCGCACCACCACGACAAGAUGGUUCGGCUGGAGACUGUUGAAUUUUGCGCACAGAUCUUGGUCAUGGUCGUGGAACCUGAUGUUCGUGCUCGGCGUGCUGGUGCCGUGGUGCUCGGCGCUGUCGCUGCGCACGCUGCUCUGCGUCAAGCCCUUCGUGCCCGACCUCGACCUCUCGCAGGUGAACGGAACUCUAUUCCCGAAGCGCAGCAGCGAGACGCAAACGAUGUGGUCGCGGCUGCUGAAGCUGUGGCGACACGUCUCCAAGGAGCGGACGCGCUUCGAAACUGAGCCCGAUACAGGUUUACUGGGCAAGGGUCUCAGUCGGCAAGCGAACCGUCUCUGGUGGUACUGUGCCGGGGGGCUGGGGUCCAUCGUGCUUCUGCUGCUGUUCCCGCUGGCGGCGCUAGUGGCGAGCGCCGGCGCGAUAGUGCUGGCGGCGGCCGGACCGCUCGUGGCCCCGCCCCUCGCCGCUGUGCUGCAUGCUGGCCACGCCCUCGUGUACGACGCGGACUGUCCUGAUCCGCCGAGACUCAACAGAUGGUUCGUGUUGUUCGAGGCGCUGAUCUGGCGUAUCGGUGUACUGGGGCUGCUGCAGCCGAUACUGGCGGUGAUUGUCGCCGUGUUCAUGUGUCCUCUCGGCGCCGUGCUGUUGUUAGUCGGUGGCAGCGUGUGGUGGGCGUGCCGCGGCGCGUGGGAGGCGUGCGCGUGGCGGCUGGUGAUCGUGCGCGGCGCGCGCGUGCCCGCUCACGACUCGCGCUUCGCCCGCCGCGUCGCCGGCCCCGCUCUGCACUCGCACCUGUCGUAUCAGAUCACGCCGGCGCAGGCGCUAGCGGCGGUAAUGUCACGAUCUGAGCUGGACGCGUUGGCGACGUGGGCGGCGGAGCUCGAGGCCGCCAUAGAGCGCCCGCUGCGCGACUACAGACACUUCGUCGACGCCUGCUUUGGACCGUUCUCCGUGCAAAUCGCCAAGACGGGCGCCUACAAGCAGCUAGAGAAGGAGUGCGGCGAGCUGGUGCUGUCCGCUCGGGAGAAGGUGGCGGCGCGGCGACGCGACCUCGCGCUCGGCCUGAGCGACGCCGCGCGAGCUCGCGUCAGGAUGCCGGCGCAGGAUUUGAGGACGGCAGUCCAAGCGGCGGCGGUGGAGUUGUCUCGGUGUGCGGGCGCCCGGCCCGACGAGUGGUGGGCGGCGCGUGGCCUCGAGCCCGCGGACUGGCACGCGCUAGCCGCGAACACGCUCGUUGAGGUGUUCGACGCAGAAAUCCUAGUCGCACUAGAAGAGGGGGAGGCGCGCGUGCCGUUGGAGGAGGGUGCGGGCGCGGCGCGGUGGGCGGCGCGGUGCGCGCGCGACCCACCGCCCGACGUGCUUGGCAGCCGUGACACGUGGCCCGCGCCAGGUGUAUGGAGCGAGUGGUCUGGUACGGCGGCGCCGCGCGUGCCCGCCCCCUCGCUGGAGGUGGGCGCGUUCAGUCCGCGCGCCGCCCACCUGCCACCCCUCCCGCAUCCCGCGCUCGUCGCACUAGUGCUGCACAACAGGGAAUCAGACACGCCGGUGCCGCUAGACUCGGAGCUGUGUGCGGAAAUUCUGAAGACUCUGGAAGACGCACCCGAUUGUGACGACGCGAGAGAAGGCGUGGAGAGAUACCGCGGCGGGGCGGCGGGCAGCGAGGCGACGAGUGACGCGAGCGGCUCCGAUACGCCCGACGAGGAGACACGCAGGGAGCCGCGAGAGGAUGCCACCUGCAGAAUAUCUCCAUCAACCGAGCGGGCAGCCUGCCGCUGGACGCUGACGGGGCGGGGCGUGCGUCUACGCGCCGAUCUCGCUAGUCCCGAGGACGUCACGCUAGAUACCGACAGACACGUGGGUACGUCCGUCUGAGAGAGACAUACAGACAGAAACGAGACAUAUAUGACGAUAUACGAGACAUAUAUGACGAUAAACAAGACAUAUAUGACGAUAAACAGUUUCAAUACUCAAUUUAAGAGUGAGAUGGACAUAUAUCUGGCGAUAAAUGGCAGAUAUUGCUCAUUAUGAAAGUAAGAUGAAUUGGUACGAAAGUUGAGAAAGCGAUAAAUACAUCGAGUUGCAUGCAAUUGGGAAUAAAUAAUGUAGUAGGAAUAUGAGAGUGAUUUGAAGAAAUGAGAGCUAAAAAUGCGAUUUAGGUUCGGCGCAAGCGGAUGUUUCGAUAAAACGGACAUAAAGAAUGUACGCUAUCAUAAUAUAACUUGUUUAAAGAAUUAAGGCCAAUUUAGAGAAGUCUUUAAUGAUCUUCGAUUGGUACUCUCUUUAUAUGAGUUAUACUUGUGUAUAUAACCUAUUGUUUGUGUAACGA